Molecule: messenger RNA, 1830 nt
Organism: Drosophila mauritiana
Lineage: Eukaryota; Metazoa; Arthropoda; Insecta; Diptera; Drosophilidae
Gene: Ir75b
Product: ionotropic receptor 75a
Exons: 6
Coding region: 1-1830 (609 amino acids)
Cellular component (GO): membrane
Molecular function (GO): ligand-gated monoatomic ion channel activity
Source: RefSeq, a predicted model, not a curated record
AUGCUCCAAUUGCACAAUUUAAUCAUACACAACCUUAUUCACAUGGCUAAAUUGAGUCAUGUCUUCAUUUUGCACUGCUGGUCAAUGGACUCACUUUCGCACCUGGCACUGCUGGCACAGUCUAAAAAUAUCUUCACUCAAUUCCAACCAUUACACUCGGAUAUUCAGCUGAACGAUGACUUUCUUAAUCACAAUAUUCUUAAGCUAGGCGUUUUUUUGGAUAUCAAUUGCGCCAAAAGUGGUACAGUCUUGGAUAUGGCCAGUGCUAAAAGAUCUUUUAGUCAUCGAUAUCAUUGGCUAAUCUAUGAUAGGUCGAUGAACUUUUCCGAAUUGGAAUCUCAUUUCAAAGAGGCUCAGAUCUUCGUUGAUGCCGAUGUUACCUAUGUUACUAAUGAUCCUAUCACCAGAAACUUCUUACUCUACGAUGUAUACAACAAGGGACGGCAAUUAGGGGGACAAUUAAAUAUAACAGCAGAUCGGGAAAUUUCCUGCAAUAAAACGAAUUGUCGAGUUGAACGAUAUCUAAGUAAUCUUUACACACGGAGUGCUUUGCAGCAUAGAAAGUCAUUUACUGGAUUAACCAUGAGAGCCACAGCUGUGGUGACCGCUUUACCGCUUAAUGUCUCCAAAAAGGAGAUCUUUGACUUUAUGAACUCCAAAUAUCGGAUUCAAUUAGAUACCUACGGUAGAUUGGGUUACCAGGCGCGUCAGCCACUAAGGGAUAUGUUGGACUGCAAGUUUAAGUACAUAUUUAGGGAUCGGUGGUCGGAUGGCAAUGCAACAGGCGGCAUGAUUGGAGAUCUUAUCCUGGAUAAAGCUGACCUGGCGAUAGCUCCUUUUAUUUAUUCCUUCGAUCGCGCUUUGUUUCUGCAACCAAUCACGAAAUUUAGUGUUUUCCGUGAAAUCUGCAUGUUCCGUAAUCCCCGAUCCGUUUCAGCGGGUCUCAGUGCCACGGAGUUCCUGCAGCCCUUCAGCGGAGGAGUUUGGCUGACAUUCGCACUUAUACUCCUCCUGGCAGGCUGCCUUCUUUGGGUCACCUUCAUCUUGGAGCGACGUAAGCAGUGGAAGCCAUCGCUGCUCACCAGCUGCCUUCUUUCCUUCGGAGCUGGUUGCAUUCAAGGGGCGUGGCUCACGCCAAGAUCAAUGGGUGGGAGGAUGGCUUUCUUUGCCCUAAUGGUGACCUCCUUUUUGAUGUACAACUACUACACAUCCAUUGUGGUGUCCAAGCUGCUGGGCCAGCCGAUUAAGUCCAACAUACGUACACUGCAACAACUGGCGGAUAGCAAUUUGGAUGUGGGCAUAGAGCCAGCUAUUUAUACACGCAUCUAUGUGGAAACCUCCGAGGAGCCGGAUGUGCGUGACCUCUACCGCAAAAAAGUUCUUGCCAGCAAGCGAUCCCCGGAUUCAAUAUGGAUUCCCACCGAGGCUGGGGUCCUCUCUGUAAGGGAUCAGGAAGGCUUCGUCUACAUAACUGGCGUGGCAACGGGCUACGAGUUCGUGAGGAAGCACUUCCUGGCCCACCAGAUCUGCGAGCUCAACGAGAUUCCUCUACGCGAUGCCUCUCACACCCACACAGUCCUGGCGAAGAGGUCACCCUAUGCGGAACUCCUCAAACUGAGUGAGCUGCGAAUGCUGGAGACGGGAGUUCACUUCAAGCACGAGCGGUCUUGGAUGGAGACAAAACUCCACUGCUACCAGCAUAAUCACACGGUGGCCGUGGGUCUGGAGUACGCUGCUCCGCUGUUCAUCAUCCUACUAGGAGCGAUAAUUCUCUGCGUGGGCAUAUUGGGGCUGGAGGUCAUCUGGCACCGCCACUGCACUCUUCAUUGA